UCCAACAUGGCGCCUCGCAUAUCUGCUUGACUUAUGUCAACAAGACCGAAACGCCGCUGAAGGUAAACGGGGGCUUUAUAAGGACACUAACUAAUAAUACAUCGACAGGGACGAUGAAAGUGUUGUUGGCUGUGUUAAAGCAAAUCCACAAGCCAGCUCUUUGCACCGGUAACCCGCGCUGUCUGAGCUCCGGGGCCACCAGCGGCCUGUUACCUCUCCGGGAUGAAGCUCCAAUGGUGGGCUCCAGCCCGGAGCUGGUGCAGAAGCUGGGCUCGCAGGUGGAGGUGAGGACGGACUUCAUCACUGAGGAGGAAGAGGCUGCGUUUCUGCGUGAGCUGGACCCAGGCCUGAAGAAGAAACGCUACGAAUUUGACCACUGGGACGAUGCAAUCCACGGGUACAGAGAGACUGAGCGUCUGAGGUGGGGCACGGCAUGCGAAGAGAUCUUGAAUCGGGUCCGAUCUACAGCAUUUCCUGAAGGUAGCCAGCUCCUCGGCCCUGUGCAUGUUAUAGAUUUGGACAAGACUGGCUACAUCAAGCCCCACAUCGACAGUGUCAAGUUCUGUGGAAGCACCAUUGCAGGGUUGAGUCUGUUGUCUGACAGUAUUAUGCGCUUAGUGAAGGAGGACACACCCAGUGAAUGGCUGGACCUGCUGCUUUCCCGACGCUCCCUCUACAUACUGAGGGACCAGGCCAGAUAUAAGUUCACUCAUGAGAUCCUGAAAAAUGAGGAGUCUGUGUUCAACGGGCAGAGAGUGCCUCGGCAGCGACGCAUUUCUGUCAUCUGUCGUAACCUUCCAGGAUAAGCUCCACCUCUAAUAUCUGCCUUAACAGCAACAGAUUAUCAAGUCCAACUUUGAGGUUUCUGCCAGUGAUACUCAUGGAGAUAUCAAGGCUAAGAUCUUUCAAGUUUAUUAGCGACUAUAAAUGUGUGUGUUCAGAAUGUUUAUUGGACGUGACGCUCUUCUGGUCAUGCUGUUGAAAAAGACUAUGAAUUGAUUCAAUAUAAAUGGCAUUCUUCUAAAUUUGCACUGGAUCCUGCCGAAGACGUCAGAUUUAAACAUAUCUGAAUGUUGUUUUCGGUUCAACAUUAAAGUGUUGUUUCAGAUUUGUGUAUUUAUAUAAUAAUUUCAUCACUUUGUUGCGCUUUUCUAAUUCUGUAUAAUACAGAGUCUCUUUGUGAAACAUUUCCAAUGUACCUUAACAAAUAAAAUUAUGAUCUUGAAUGCUUUAAAAACUUUUAACUGAACACUGUGUGAGAACUCACAAAUUGGAUUAUUAAUGAAUAUAAUUAGGAAUAAAUUACACAAAUACGCAGCUGGACAACACUUGGAGUGAAGUGCUGUGAAACAACAGCACUUUACUCCAAUUCUUUAAGUACUGACAUCAUGGAUUUAAUUUUAAUAAAAUCUAGUGUUCUAAUUGAAAAUAGUGUGUCCUUCUGCUCAACGGUUUGCCUAAAAAUGCACUUUAAUGUUUAUGACGUUUAUAAUUUCCCCUAGGGAUCAAUAAAGUAUUCUGAGUCUGAUAAACUUUUUUUAAAUUUAUUUAUUUUUUUAUUAGAAAUUAUGACCACUAGAUGGCAGCAGCACAUCUUCUCUGAUAAGGCAAAUUCAUUGCAGGAGGAACCGCACUCUAUUCGUUGAUCCUAAGUGAAAGGGAUCAAGACAUAAAGUACUUAAACAUGACUUCCUGAGCAACCCUAGUUUAGACAAAUACUCCUUAUGUACUUCUUUAGUCUUUUAACACAGGUAAAGAAGACGGUACUAAAUUAUUUAUUUUAUUGUAAUCACUGUGUAUGAGUUGGGUUUCAACGCACUGAUCACACCACAGUUGGGGAGUCAAUAUCAUAGUAUAUUGCAGAGAGGAAUGGGGAUUAGGUCUCAUUCAAAGACAUGGUGGUUACAGAACUUCUGGGCCUGGGAUUAAAAGGUAAAAUGCAUCUUUAAAGAUGAUGUGUCUGUGAUGUGCUAAUUAUCAUGUUUAUUUUUUUCAAACAGGGGCUCUAGACUCAGGCUGUGGAGGGGCUUCCUGGGAUGCCCUGACCACUUCUUCAAUACCCAUGUGAUUUUUUUUGAAUGCUCUGUUGCAUGUUGUAUCUUUUAUCUAUACCAUCCUUCAGGUUUUGUUUUGCCUUUUGUUGUUCAUGGUCUUUCUUCUCUUUCCCAGCUGGCCAAGGCAGAUGUUGGUCUUCUCUGAGUGUGAUUCUGUCUCACAUAUAAACCUAAUGAAAGGGAGUUCCUUCUCUCGACUGUUGCCAAGUGCCGGUUCAUAGGGUGCUUUGUGAUUUUGGGGUUCUUGCUCUGAUAUUGUAGGGUCUAUCCUGGUUUGAGCUGGUGCAAUGCAAAUAUAAUUAAAUUAAAUUGUAUUUAUAAUGUGCCAAUUCACAACAACGGUCACCUCAAGGCACUUAAUUUUGCAAGAUACAAUAUUAGAAUGAAACCCUAACAAUCACACAACCCUCUAUGAGUAAGCACU
Pelmatolapia mariae (spotted tilapia) is the source of this 2478-nucleotide messenger RNA. It is a transcript of the gene alkbh7, whose product is annotated as alkB homolog 7. Bases 114 to 806 code for a protein of 230 amino acids. The transcript has 4 exons. Lineage: Eukaryota; Metazoa; Chordata; Actinopteri; Cichliformes; Cichlidae. Gene Ontology annotation, cellular component: mitochondrial matrix. The record is from RefSeq and is a predicted model, not a curated record. Gene Ontology annotation, biological process: DNA damage response; fatty acid metabolic process.